Ilex paraguariensis (yerba mate) is the source of this 576-nucleotide messenger RNA. Lineage: Eukaryota; Viridiplantae; Streptophyta; Magnoliopsida; Aquifoliales; Aquifoliaceae. The record is from the annotation of a GenBank genome assembly.
AUGCUAAACAAUGGCAGAAGAAGGGCUUUGAUUAUUCCUUUAGGCUUGAAGGAAGGGAGUGGCAAGCAUUUACUAGAGUAUUGGGAAAUGUCAUUACUGGUGUUGUGUGUGAUCUGCCCAGCGAGUUUGGGAACAGGGAAUGGGCUAAGAGAAGAAGAGAGAUGGAGAUGCACAGUGGUUUGUAUAAGAGGGCGUUUAUUCAACCCCUGGAAGUCCAUCCAGAUUUCCAUUGGUAAUGCCCAGAAUAUGGAGACCAGUCUUUGUAGGGCUAUAUUGUCUGAAGCCUCUAAGGAAGACGAGACUGGGGUUGCUAAAGGGGUUUCUCUCGCUGAAGCAAAUAAUAUGAAGAUUGAUAAUGGGGGGUCAAAACGCGAUGACGAGGGUAAUAGCGAUGAUUGUGACAGUCUUAGAGAAGAAUUUGUCGCUAGUGGUGAAGGUGCCGAUGAAGAGAAGCAGAAGAGAAUGUGUUUGGAGGUUGAUGAGGGCUACUAUCAUAUUCAGAGCGUUGCGAUUUACUCGGAUGAAAGCGACAAUAGCUCUAUGGACUUAUUGCAACGUUGUGACAUUGGAUGUUGA